GGCUUGAGGCAAGGAUUCUUUCGUUCUACUGCAUCGCUGAGUUCGUAGGAGAUUUUCCUUUUAGUGCACAAUAAAUUUGUAAAAGUUUUCAAGGAGAGCAAGGAUAUUGAGGUAAUUGUGGCGAGUGAUCAAACAAGGGAGGAGAAAUGGCAGAAAGUGCAGUCAACCUAGCUAUAGAGUAUUUGGUCCCGUUGUUAGUCCAAGAAGCUAGAUUGUUGAAGGGUAUCCACGAUGAAGUUGCAAGCAUCACAGGUGAAUUAGAGUUCAUUCGAUCUUUCCUAAACGAUGCAGAUGCAAGGGCCGAGAAAGAAGACAAGAGCAACGUUGUAAAAACAUGGGUAAAACAGUUAAGGGAGGAAGCUUAUCACAUAGAAGAUGUUAUUGAUGAAUAUAUACUUCAUUUUGCAAAACAAACUCACCGGCAAAGGAGAAGUAUCUGUUUCCUCCCAAAUGUUUUUCACUUUACCAUGAAACUGAAACCAAGACAUGUGAUAGCCUCUGAGAUUAGAGAUAUCAACAAGAAACUCAAGGAAACCAGGGACAAAUUUGAAAGAUAUGGCUUAGAGAAAGGUAGAUCCAUCAAUGACGUUGGAGGUGUUUCGUGGCAUGAUCCUCGACUGAAAUCCCUUUUAAUUGAGGAAGCAGAGGUUGUGGGCAUUGAGUCUCCCAGAGCUAAAUUGAUAGAGUUGUUGGUAGAAGGACCGACAAAAAGCAUGGUGAUUUCAGUAGUUGGCAUUGGUGGUCUUGGCAAGACCACUCUUGUCAAAAAAGUGUAUGAUAGUGAGAAGGUGACAACACACUUUGAUUGUCAGGCUUGGAUCACUGUGACUCAAUCAUACAAGAUGGAGGAUUUAUUAAGGGAAAUGAUACAGAAAUUUUAUGAGACAAUGAUGGAGUGCGCUCCUAAGGAAAUUGACACAAUGAAAGAGACAUCUCUAAUGGAAGAAUUGAAGCAAUAUUUACGUGAAAAGAGAUAUAUAGUAAUUCUUGAUGAUUUAUGGGAUACAGAAUUUUGGGGACAUGUAAAAUGUGCUUUCCCAGAGAAUAAUAAAGGUAGUAGAAUAGUAAUCACAACCCGAAGUGAGGAUGUUGCUCCUUCUGAAAAAGAAUCUCCAUUUUAUUAUGUGUACAAAUUGCCACCUCUACCUUUAGAAAACUCCUUGGAGCUCUUUUACAAGAAGGUAUUCCAACAUGAAGGGGGGCAUUGUCCUCUAGGUUUUGUUGAGAUGUCACGUAGCAUAGUUGAGAGAUGUGGAGGAUUGCCACUAGCAAUUGUGGCUAUAGGCGGUCUUUUAUCAACCAAAGAAAAGGUUCAAUCUGAGUGGCACAAAUUGCGUGAUAGUCUUAGUUCAGAGUUCGAAAUCAAUUCAUGCCUAAGAAGUAUCCCCAGAAUUCUAUCUCUUAGUUAUCAUGAUUUACCUCACAACCUCAAAGCUUGUUUCCUAUAUUUUGGCAUGUUUCCAGAGGAUUACUCUAUUAAUUGUGCAAGACUAAUUCGACUUUGGAUAGCCGAAGGUUUUAUAAAAGAAAAGCAAGGAAUAACAUUGGAAGAGGUUGCGCAAGACUACUUGGACAAACUCAUUCAUAGAAACUUGGUUCAGGUUGAAGAUGUCGAUUCUAUUGGCAAAACUAGAACUUGUCGAGUUCAUGAUAUGAUGCGUGAAGUAAUUCUUUCUAAGUCAGAGGAAUUGAGCUUUCGUACUAUUUCAAUACAAAACUUCUCAAGUUUUGAUAAAAUUGCGCGACGCUUAUCAAUUCAGGCCAAUAUAAAUACUCCUUUAGAGGGUAUUACAAGUUCGCAACCUCGUUCUAUUAUCAUGUUUGAGGAAGAUAAAUUGCCCAAGUCUUUGGUUACUGGUUUUUUUGUAAAUUUCAAGCUUAUGAAAACAAUGGAUUUUGAAGGUGCCGCUAUUGAUUACCUUCCUAGAGAAGUGGGAAACCUAAUCCAUUUAAGAUAUUUAAGCUUGAGGGAAACAAAAGUACAAAAGAUUCCGAAGUCUAUCGGUAAACUUCACAACCUAGAGACUCUGGAUUUGAAAUGUUCUCAUGUUUCUAUACUACCAGUAGAGAUCAGUGGACUCCGUAAGCUACGAUAUCUUGCAGCGUACAUUGAAAACCAUGAAGUUGAACUCAAUAUUGAAUCUCGACGAGCAGUGAUGAUACCAAGUGGCAUUGGACAUUUAGAGUCCUUACAAAAGUUGUUUACAGUGGAAGCCCACAAUGCUAGCUUUAUUGCAGAAUUGGAAAAGCUGAGGCAAUUAAGGAAGUUGGAAAUUGCUAAACUGAAGAGAGAAGAUGGGAUGGCCUUGUGCACCGCAUUAGAAAAAAUGAGCCACCUUCGGUCAUUGGAUAUCAGUUCGACAAGUGAGGAAGAAAUUCUUGAAUUGCAAUCGAUGUCUUUUCCUCCACCCCUUCUACAAACUCUUUGCCUAAAUGGACGACUAGUAAAAUUGCCGGAAUGGAUUCCCAAACUUAAAAAUGUAGUUAGAAUUGAAUUAUUCUGGUCAAGUUUACUAGAUGAUCCAUUGAAGGUCCUUCAGGCUUUGCCUUGUUUGAUGAGUCUUCAGCUUCAUGACGGAUACAGUGGUGAGCAACUACAUUUUGAGGAAGGAGGAUUCCAGAAACUCAAGGUGCUAGAGCUCAAAAAUUUGGGAGGAUUGAAUAGUCUGAUAAUAGAUGAAGGUGCCAUGCCUCUUCUUGAAGAGUUUGUAAUUGGACCCGCCUCACAGUUAAAGGAGGUUCCCUUCGGCAUCAAGCAUUUGAAAAGUCUGAAAAGUCUGGAAUUUUAUGAUAUGCCAAGGGAAUUUGUGCUUAGUCUGCAACCACCCGAAGGCCCUGAGUUUUGGAAAGUAAAGCAUAUUCUCUCUGUUGAUUUCUGGUAUAGGACUCAAGCGGAAAACUAUGAAGGGUAUGACAUUGGUGAGUCAGAAUUGUUGGAAUAUCUACGAAAUUAAUUCACAGGUAAGGAGCCCCAAUGCUCAAAUUUUACUUGCUAAGAAGCAAAAUUUGCUUCAAAUCCAACAUCUCAAAGAUUUUCAAGUGCCAGAUCAAACAAGAAACUGCCAUUUUCUCAAUCAACCAAAACAUCAGUGGUUGGUUCUCCCUUGUAUAGCUGCCUUUGUCAUUGGGUUGUUGUAAUAUGUUUGUGUUUGACUAUAUGAAGUGCAUGAACCUCUUGAACACAUGCCACGCAAAAGAGAUAUGUUUUAGUUAAAUUGUAUU
Molecule: messenger RNA, 3222 nt
Organism: Quercus lobata
Lineage: Eukaryota; Viridiplantae; Streptophyta; Magnoliopsida; Fagales; Fagaceae
Product: disease resistance protein RPM1-like
Exons: 4
Coding region: 147-2954 (935 amino acids)
Biological process (GO): defense response to other organism
Molecular function (GO): ADP binding
Source: RefSeq, a predicted model, not a curated record